GAUCAACUUCUCAACACUUAGAAUACAGUGAUCGCUCUAUUCACAUUACUACAUUCUUAUCUGAUACUACUACAAUUUUUGAAUCUGAUACUGAGCAACAAUUAUAUCAACCUGCUGAAAUUCCUGAAAAUAUAACUAAUGUUCAAUUUCUUACACUAACUACUGAGUCCUCUUUUUUUUCAAACAAGAUGGAUACUGAUAGUAUUGACGAAUUAGUACUAUCUGGAGCUCCCCCUUCUUAUCUAACUAAGGAACAAGAACAAAUUCACCCUUCUACUCCAGAAACUAUUCUCAACCUGGAGCAAGGAAACUUAUUUGUUUCACUUCUUGAAGAUACAGUAUUACAACUUUCUGAAGGUUUUCCUAGCCAACAAACUUGGGAUCACAAUCAAAGUCAACCUACUUCACCUACAGGCUCUGACCAUACUCAAGUUCAUACCAUUAAUUAUAUGAUUUAUUUGCUAAUAAUGAGUUUGCAG
Dentiscutata erythropus is the source of this 479-nucleotide messenger RNA. Lineage: Eukaryota; Fungi; Glomeromycota; Glomeromycetes; Diversisporales; Gigasporaceae. The record is from the annotation of a GenBank genome assembly.